UUUUCAGUUGUCACUCGAACUCUCAACUUCGUAGCAAUGGCUCGUACCAAGCAAACCGCGCGUAAAUCCACCGGUGGAAAGGCACCGAGGAAACAACUCGCCACCAAGGCCGCGAGAAAGAGCGCGCCUGCAACCGGUGGAGUGAAGAAGCCCCAUCGCUACAGGCCCGGAACCGUCGCUCUCCGUGAAAUCCGUCGUUACCAGAAGAGCACCGAGCUCCUCAUCCGCAAACUGCCCUUCCAACGUUUAGUCCGUGAAAUCGCUCAGGACUUUAAGACCGACCUGCGCUUCCAGAGCUCCGCCGUGAUGGCCCUCCAGGAGGCCAGCGAGGCCUACCUCGUCGGUCUCUUCGAAGACACCAACUUCUUAUUCUCUGUGAAAAUGACUGGUCGCGGUAAGGGAGGAAAGGGAUUGGGAAAAGGAGGAGCAAAGCGCCAUCGUAAAGUGUUGCGUGAUAACAUCCAAGGCAUCACCAAGCCUGCCAUCCGUCGUUUGGCUCGUCGUGGUGGAGUGAAACGUAUCUCAGGAUUGAUUUACGAAGAGACCCGUGGUGUCUUGAAAGUGUUCCUUGAGAACGUGAUCCGUGACGCCGUCACUUACACCGAACACGCCAAGAGGAAGACCGUCACCGCCAUGGACGUCGUCUAUGCUCUCAAGCGUCAAGGCCGCACCCUUUACGGUUUCGGCGGUUAAUUUUCAUAUUCAUCAUCGUCAUCAAAAAACAAUCGGCCCUUUUCAGGGCCACCAAAUAUUUUUUACGUUUGAAUAAUUUUUCAUCAAUAACAUAGUUUUAUGACAAAAGCAUUAAAGUGCAAUCUAUCAGUAAGUAAUAUAGUGAGUCACGUAUACCCACAUUCUAGGCAUUAUUUAAUCCAUAAUGCUCUUGUUUUCGAAAUUCACGAAUAUUGUUUGUACUAAGUACACAGAAAUAAAUGCGAAUGGUGAAAACUACCACAUGUGUAUGUUUUAUGUAAUUAAAAUUAGUAUUUCUUACUAGUUGCAGAGAGAGAAAUAAAUUUACACAUU
Molecule: messenger RNA, 1026 nt
Organism: Leptopilina heterotoma
Lineage: Eukaryota; Metazoa; Arthropoda; Insecta; Hymenoptera; Figitidae
Product: histone H3-like
Exons: 2
Coding region: 37-693 (218 amino acids)
Cellular component (GO): nucleosome
Molecular function (GO): DNA binding; structural constituent of chromatin; protein heterodimerization activity
Source: RefSeq, a predicted model, not a curated record